AAUAAAAAGACAAUUUAAAUGUCUCAAUUUAUUUAAUUUGCUUUUUUUUUUUGGAGAAAUUGAAAGUUAAAAAAAAAGAAAUAUAAAGCAUAAAACAAUAUUCAUGAAAUGACUAAAGAUUCAAGUUAAAACAAAAACAAGGAAUAUCAAGCAAUAAGUAUAGAGAAAGAUAAUCUCAAACUUUUAAUGAACAUCAAGAAAAGAAAAACUUUAAAAGUGCUAAAUUAAAAUUACGAUUCAAAAAAAAGACUUGAAACGAAAGAAAAAAAAAAUAAGAAAGGUCAAUUAAUUCAAAGUUGAACAUAGUCAUCAGGUUCAAAAGAUCCAUCUUUAAACCUUCAACCUUUGAAAUAUAAUUAAAGAUGGCUCAACAGAGACAACGACUGAAUUCAAUGAGCGAUCACAGCUCACCAUCAAGUGAUGCAUCAGAAAAUUCUGAAGCACUCGAUCUAUCUGAUCUACGUUUAAACUUAGAAACGACAUCGGAUUUCUCUGAUUGCGAACGACAACAAAUUGAAAGUGCAUUUAACGCUUUGGGAACAGAGAUUUAUGUAAGUACAUCACUUGCGAAUUUAUAUGAAGGUGUGAAGCAAAGGGAUUGGCAAUUAAAAUACACCGGAGUUCCAGUAUUAAUGCUUGAUAAGGGAUCAGCACGAAGUCGCAAUACACCGCGUAUAUCUUUUAUAUUAGCUGAACGUGGAACAUGUUUUGCAUUAUGGAAAGAUACUAUUGAUAAUUUGUCGGAUUAUAAAAUCACUGGACCCUGUUUUCACACGAUGUGUCUGUCUACAGAUCACACUAAACAAAUGGGGUUCAGCUUCGACACAAAAGAUUCAGCAUUGGAAUUUUGGGAAAAUGUCGAAAGACUAAUUAGUGACCCUGAGAAUAUUGCAUUGUCUGCGCCUGGCAGAAAGAGAAAGAUUAAACGACCAAAAGCCAAACCUCUACCGCCAAAAUCACAAAUCUCCCUGCCAUGUCAAUUUUCUCAUGUGACACAAGUUCUUGUUGAAGACACAGCACGAUAUUAUAGUCUGCAAGCAUUUGUCAAGAGUAAUCAGUAAAUUGACGAUUAGAUAGAAUGACAAUAUCAAACGAAAUGAAAAAUGAUGCACAGCAACAGUAUUAUAGUCAUGAAUAAAGCAACAUACGUAUAUAUGUAAAAUGAAGGAGAAAAAGAAAUAUUUAUCAGACUGAAGGGCAGACAAGCCUGCAAAAUGGCAUUAAAAUGAAAUAUAUAUUUAUAAUGCGCAACUUUUUACAUAUACACACUUUUAUUAAUUACGUAAUCGGUAUCAUAACAUUAUUAAUGAUCGAAAAAUUGCGAACAAUCAUUAAGAAUGAAAGAAACAAAAAGUUAUAUAUUUUCAUUCAAAUUAAUCUAAAUAAUAGAAAAAAAUAGCAAAAAUGUCAUUUUUAAUGACAAGUCAAAGAGGAUAAAAAAAGCAAAGAAUUGAGCUUUUUGUAUACAAGAAUAAAGCUGUGAUCGCUCAAAAUUGCACAAUCACGAAACGUUAAAUACACAAAUGGCCGAAAAUGCCGUUUUAAAAAUUUAUCGUAAUUCAUUAAUUGAAGCAUAAAAUAAU
Molecule: messenger RNA, 1583 nt
Organism: Chironomus riparius
Lineage: Eukaryota; Metazoa; Arthropoda; Insecta; Diptera; Chironomidae
Source: the annotation of a GenBank genome assembly